CAACCUGUCCAGCCUCAUGGUGGAGGUGUUUAGCUAGCAUAGCAGCAAGUUCAUCUGAUUCUGGUCCUGCAUGUACCUUAUCCAUGAUCAAUGGUCGGUGAACAGGUUGGUGGAUAACAAGAAGACGUUGUUGUUAGUUGCAUGGACUUUGUGAUCCUGAAUGAACAUUAAAGAGGCUACCUACUUCUCUUUCAACUUCUUUUGACGCGCAUCCGGAGAAAAAUAAACCUUCUUUGGUCUGAAAGCGUUGACCCCAACAGUCACAAAAACACCUUAAAGGGUCGUCAUCCAAUUGUGUAAAGAUUUCAGUGAACAUGAGUGCCAACCUGAGAGUUGGUUUCAUCGGAGCGGGUAAAAUGGCCUCGGCCUUAGCUCAAGGCUUCAUUAAAGGUCAGGCCGUCAAAUGUGCUUCGCACGUGUCUGCCAGUUGUCCAAUCGCUGACAAGCAUCUUUUGGAACACAUGAAACAAAUGGGUUGUCAGACAUUCCAUUGCAAUAAAGAGCUCAUGGAUUGCUCUGAUGUGGUCAUUCUGGCCGUCAAACCUCAAAUCAUGCCAUUGGUUCUCCCCGAUAUCAAAUCAUUGGUAGCCUCUAAACUCAUGGUGUCGAUUGCGGCAGGAGUCCAGCUUGCCCAGCUCCAAGCAGAUCUUAAUCCCGACUCCAAGAUUGUCCGAUUAAUGCCCAACACCCCGUGUAUCGUGCGGGAAGGGGUGUCAGUCUUUUGCUCAGGGCCUCAAGUUACACCACAAGACAACGCAACGGUAAAACAACUCUUUGGAACGGUUGGACAAAUCGAUGAGGUUAAAGAAUCGAUGAUUGAUGCAGUCACGGGCGUGUCAGGAUCUGGCCCUGCCUACAUGUACUUAAUCAUUGAGGCGAUGGCAGACGGUGGGGUCAAGCAAGGACUCCCAAGAGAUCUGGCCUACAAGUUGGCAGCUCAGACGAUGGUCGGUGCUGGUCGUAUGGUUUUAGACACACAUACUCAUCCUGCUGUAUUGAAGGACGAGGUCUGCUCCCCCGGGGGUACCACGAUCACGGCUUUGGACAUGUUGGAAAAGAGCGGCCUUAGGACCAGUAUCAUGCAGGCUGUGGAGGCCGCCACCAAACGAUGUACUCAGAUCUCAUGAUCUAAAUUACUCGACAGAGUUUGGAGAUUUUUAACUGUGAUCCUUAUCUCAUCCUUGGUGCUGUUAUAUAUGAUCGAUUUAGAUACGGAUGAGGAAUGCAUGUAAAAUUGACAAAGGUUUUCGUGUAUUGUGGUGUGUCAUCGUCUGUAUGUACUUGGAACUUGAAAGCGGAUGCCAGAUCUGCUAGAGCAUUACAUUUCCUAUUUUUCCAACUAA
Messenger RNA from Tigriopus californicus, 1343 nucleotides. Its product is annotated as pyrroline-5-carboxylate reductase 1, mitochondrial-like. NCBI's taxonomy places the organism in Eukaryota, Metazoa, Arthropoda, Copepoda, Harpacticoida, Harpacticidae. Bases 315 to 1127 code for a protein of 270 amino acids. The record is from RefSeq and is a predicted model, not a curated record. The transcript is spliced from 3 exons. Gene Ontology annotation, molecular function: pyrroline-5-carboxylate reductase activity. Gene Ontology annotation, biological process: L-proline biosynthetic process.